Molecule: messenger RNA, 183 nt
Organism: Penicillium chermesinum
Lineage: Eukaryota; Fungi; Ascomycota; Eurotiomycetes; Eurotiales; Aspergillaceae
Exons: 1
Coding region: 1-183 (60 amino acids)
Source: RefSeq, a predicted model, not a curated record
AUGGGCGUCUCCCUGUGGGGCUGGGGGUGGGUAGUCUAUGGUUUGGUGAAGUGGAUUGAUCAGAAAUUUUUGGGUGGCAUGCUCAACAAAUUCUGGUUUUCCAAGGUGCAGGCACAGAGUAAAGCAGAGGGAGACCAAGGCGAAGGCGAGCCAACAGAUCGAGGGGAGAAGAAGGAUAAUUAG